ACGAACAACAAAAGGUCCCUUUGCUCCUCUCUUCUUCUUCUUCUUCUUCGUUCCAUCCAUUGCUUUCUCUUAAGGUCCCAAACUGUGUCUCUCUCUUUGAAAUUUUUUGAAUUUUUACAAUUUUUUGAAUUCCUCUCUCUGUGUGCGAAUCGAAGCCCUCUCAAUUUCGGUCACUAUUCGCUGAACUUCAGCGUUUUCAGCUGCGAAAUCGUUUAUUUUUCUGUAUUUGAAUUUAUCUCGGUGGCUUACGAUUUGGUUUUGGAUCUGAAAGUAUCUGAAUUUGAGGAAUUUUGGUGAUUAUUUGGGAGUUAUCAGCGGAUUGAGUUAUUGAAAAGAGAAAAAGGAAUUGUGAUUGAGUUUUCUAAUUUUGAAUUUGAUGGGAGAGGGUGAGGGAAGCGAUAUCCCUCUGAAGAAGGCUCAAUCGGACGGCGCAGCGACCUUGGCGUCGACGGAGGCUCCAGCGACGAAGAAGCUCGCGAGGCAGCUGGAUUUCACGGGCUUCGGUGGCGGCGGUGGGUGCUCCGGAAGUGUGGCCCUGCCGGAGCACCCACAGCCACAAUUACAGUCGCAGUCGCAGUCACAGCCACAGCCACAGCCGCAGCCGCAGAUGGUUGCGGCCACGGUGACAGUGGCACCAGCGCAGCCGAAGCCGGUUGCAAUGGCGAUUCCGGUGCCGCCGCCGCCGCAUACGUCUCAUCCGCCAGUGAGGGUUGUAAAACCAGAUUCACCAAAAUCAAGACCAAGAUCCAAUUCCGAAGUCAAAGAUGCUACUCCAAAGAAGCAAAAACAAUGCAAUUGUAAACACUCACGAUGCUUAAAGUUGUAUUGUGAGUGUUUUGCAUCUGGAAUAUACUGUGAUGGGUGCAACUGUGUAAAUUGUUAUAACAACGUUGAGAAUGAAGCUGCUAGGCGAGAAGCUGUAGAAGCUACUUUAGAGCGUAAUCCAAAUGCAUUCAGGCCAAAAAUUGCCAGCAGCCCACAUGCAUUGCGGGAUAGUAGGGAGGAGGCUGGGGAAGUUUUAAUAUUGGGAAAGCACAAUAAGGGAUGCCAUUGCAAAAAGUCUGGGUGCCUCAAAAAGUACUGCGAGUGCUUUCAAGCCAACAUUCUCUGCUCUGAAAAUUGUAAAUGCAUAGACUGCAAGAAUUUUGAGGGUAGUGAAGAGAGACAGGCUCUAUUCCACGGAGAUCAAGGCAACAACAUAGCAUAUAUUCAACAGGCAGCGAAUGCUGCCAUAACUGGAGCUAUUGGAUCCUCUGGCUAUGCAUCCCCUCCGAUGUCAAAGAAAAGAAGAAGUGCUGACCUCUUCUUUUCUUCAGCAGCUAAGGAUCCAUCCAUUCACCGGCUUGGGCAAUUUCAACAGGGAAUGGCUGCUGUCUCUUUAGCAAAUCAUCUCAAAGCUUCUGCACCCUCCUCUUCCUUGUCCUCCGUCCCAGGUGCUCGUGUUGGUGGCAAUGCAGCACUAGGCCCUUCAAAAUUUACGUACAGGUCUCUCUUAGCAGACAUCAUCCAACCGCAGGAUGUGAGGGAGCUUUGUUCGGUUUUGGUUGUCCUAGCAGGAGAAGCUGCCAGAACAAUUACAGAGCAAACAAAUGAAACAGAAAAGCAAGCCGAAGAUCAGACAGAAACUUCCCAUGCUUCUUCAACUCAAGAAAGGUUUCAAACCCGGAAGGAACCUGAUGUUGAGAAAGCUGUGGCUGAUGACUGUUCAAGUGCAACCCAGACCGAUAAAAUUGGUGCCGAAGAUUCCAGUUCAGAUGGCGCUGAUGUGCCAAAAGGAAGGCCAAUGUCUCCUGGAACUUUAGCGUUGAUGUGUGAUGAAGUAGAUGCGAUGUUCAUGAGAUCUGCUUCGUCUGAUGGGUUGAUGGGUCAUGGUAACACGUCUUCACAGUUGCCUGAUGGACAAGGCAUGACAGAGGUCUUUACAGAGCAGGAAAGGACUGUUCUGACAAAGCUUCGAGACUGUCUUAAUAGGCUCAUUACUUUUGGAGAAAUAAAAGAGACAAACUGUUCUUCAUUAGCCAGAAGUGAAUUGGGCGGUCAAAAAGACCUACUGAGUAAUGGUGCUGCCAAUGCCAAUGUGAAAACUGAAGCAGGGCAUCAACAAGGAGCAGUUAAAAAUGGUAUUUCAAAAACUGUUGUUCCACCUACGGCCAAAACAUCUGCUCAGAUGGUCACUCCAGCAGUUGCUGACCUCCUUCCAAAAGUUCCACUCCUCCCCGAAAAUGGCGAUAGCAAACAGAAGACGGAAAAGGAGAUGUAGAAAGAUUUUAACACAGAAAUUGGCCCAAGACAGUUGAUGUGAAUAAAUGAAGGCAAGAAAUAAAAUUGGGACCGUUGACCUCAACUUGCUUCCCCGGGAACCCAAACGUAUUGCCGUUGUCAAGGACUUGAGCAUCAAUCGAAUUGGAAAAAUGGCACUAUUCGACGAAGGAGAAAUAUAUAGAAAUAUAAAUGGUUUCGUUUUUAAGUUCUCGACUGCUUUAUCUAAAAAAUGGUGGAAAUUGGUUCAUAAGGGUUAGUUAAAGUUGAAGUUUUUUUGAUUUGAAAACUACGCUUAUCUUCUCAAAUUGACACCUGAUUUGCAUUUGUCUAACAAGCUAUAAAAAAAGUGCCACUCAAUUGUACACAACUCCUUUAGUUCUCCCCUCUAUCAGCAGUCUCUUAAUUUCGACAAAAAAUGUGUCACGUGAUUGAAAUUCU
This is a messenger RNA of Corylus avellana, 2700 nucleotides long. Its product is annotated as Tesmin/TSO1-like CXC domain-containing protein. NCBI's taxonomy places the organism in Eukaryota, Viridiplantae, Streptophyta, Magnoliopsida, Fagales, Betulaceae. The record is from RefSeq and is a predicted model, not a curated record. Gene Ontology annotation, biological process: regulation of DNA-templated transcription. Gene Ontology annotation, cellular component: nucleus.